AUGCAGCACCAUACCAAACGCAAGGUGGUUGAUCUUGUGCAGCGUUUUAACGAAUGCGUAGGUGCUGCAGCACGAAAAGUGUAUACGCAGCAGAUAUCAGCCAUAGAACUUCUGCAGCGUCCGCAGUGCGAGAUUCGACAGCAGCUUCCCGAGAUUUGCGCAUUUGUGGACUCUCUCAGCGGCAAAACCACAGCUGCUCCUCCGUCUUCACUAGUGCGCUGUGCCUUUCGACAUCCAGAUGCGCAGUGGCUGAAUCGCAGUGCCCGCGAGAGCGGGAUAUCAGCGCUAAUUUGCCAACAGUUAGUAAGACUGGCGAGACAGGACAAUAAGGUAGACUUAAGUGAUGAAAAUAUGAUAUAUUGGCCGCCAGCAGAGCUCAUCAUGCACGUUUUGCUGGAUGCAUUGCUGUUGCCUUGCACAAAGCGACUGGGUAAAGCUCCAGAUGCUUGCAAGUGGUGUGUGACUCAAUCAAAGCCAAGAUUUCACGCUAUGACGUGUUUCCCAGUGUGGUCGACUUUGCUGCCAUUUGCGGCGCUAAUGGGACUUCGUUUUCCGGAAAUAUUUUCAAAAGUACUUCAAGAUUUUUCCGGAAAUCAGAGACAUCGGGUCAAUUGUGAUUUUGCACAGAUUCUUGGAAUGUGGAGAUUAAUGGAGGAGUUUAAUCGAGGAGACAAGGAAAAUCAGAGUGCUGUGACGAACGCGAUGAUUCAAUUACUAAAAUUUGCUAGUGCUAAAGUGAUUGGACAGAUAAGGUCAGGCCAGUACAAAAAGAAAGUUGCGGGCUCGCAUUUGGAUGACCAGCUUCUGGAAAAGUUUUUCACGGGAUUACAAGAAUUUGCCUUUAAAAGCGGGAGAUCAAAUGCAGUGAUAAAGCCUGCACUUUUAAGCGUAUUGCAGAGCUCAUUUUUGGACUUGGAAGGUCAAACAAAGAUUGUUGAUAUGCCACAACAUUUGGCAGCAUUUAUGGCAGCGGGAUGUGUGUUUGUCCAGGGCUUAGCGUCAGAUAUUGUUUCAAUGCUGAUCGAACGGCUUAGUGACACGACAAACAAGUGUGAACUUACCAAAGAAUUUCUGCUAAAUAUUCUUGUGGGGUUUUGUGCCUAUGUGGACUUAGUCUCGUUGCCGUCAGUGCUCGACUUACUUAACUUGAUAAUUGCUGCAUAUAAAGCGGUUGAGCAACAGACAGACGAUGUUAAUGGCCAGCAACAACAACGCUUGAAAUAUGUUUUUUAUCUUGUUUACGUGGCGUAUCAUCGAUAUCAAAAUGUUGACAUUCUGUGCCAGGAUCUUAGUUCUCAAAGCGCGAUGUUCAAGCUCAUUCUUUCCGAGUUUCAGACGCGUCUGUGCAGUGACAUCGCUCUUGAAGAUUUUUGCGUAGCUGCUCCUUUGCAUUGGAUGGUAAAAGUCUGGAAGCACUGGGUAUUUCUUUCUGACGAAGACGUCCAGACAUUUGUGUUAGAAGCUGAAGAUCAAGAUAGGGCGACCGAGCAAGAAUUUGAGAAUCGAGUCGGUGCUUGGCAAGUGCUCCAGGACCGCAUGGCCUUUAGACCGGCAUCAUUCUCGUCAUUCCCGCAUAUGAACACUUUACUAAAGCCGCAUUUGAUCUCGCCUUUACCGCUUACAGAUCUAAGGGAUGACGAUGGAAUGAUCGUGCAAGCACGAAAGCGCCGUCGAAGUGAUUAUUCUACGAUCACUUCAGUUGAUUCCGUUCAAUUUACACGUUCGCUUGAUGUGUUGCUGUUGCCUGACGUCAUGGAGCGCGUGUGCUCAUUUAUGAGUGCCAAGCGUCUCUGUCGAAUGGCACUAGUAUGUCGCACGUUUGCACACAUCAGUCAUCGAGCUUCGCUGUGGCAACCGCUUUAUAUACAUAUCGGUAAUUCUACGGGAAAGUCAGCACAAGUAGAAUGUCACCACGGUGAAAAAUUUAUACACAAUUGGCAAAAACUUUACCAGGAGCGAUGGAAAGUGUUGCGAAGACUACGACGUCUGCGUGUUCGAGCGAUUAAACGCGAUAUAUCUCAGGAGCAGGAAGGCAGACCAUCUGUAUCCAGUAGAAUAGCUUCAGCCUUCAGCCAGCAGAUUUGCUCUUUCUGCGGCUGCAAUUACGUGCUUAAGUCGGCCGCGGAUCUCGAAUUUCACCAAAUGCAGCACAAGCGUUGGACCUGUCGAGAAGUGUCUUGUAAAGCUUCAUUUACUGGUCAGCAAAAGUUUAACGUACACAUGAGGCAGCAUAGUGCCGAUCGAUUCGAGUGUGGCUUUGAAAGCUGCCAAAAAAGUUACAAGACACUAAAGUGGCUGAACUCUCAUCGUCAAAAAGAGGGACAUUACAUUCCACAAUCCCAAUAA
Molecule: messenger RNA, 2346 nt
Organism: Plasmopara halstedii
Lineage: Eukaryota; Oomycota; Peronosporomycetes; Peronosporales; Peronosporaceae
Product: FOG: Zn-finger
Exons: 1
Coding region: 1-2346 (781 amino acids)
Molecular function (GO): protein binding
Source: RefSeq, a predicted model, not a curated record